Humulus lupulus (European hop) is the source of this 621-nucleotide messenger RNA. RefSeq lists its product as uncharacterized. The record is from RefSeq and is a predicted model, not a curated record. Bases 1 to 621 code for a protein of 206 amino acids. Lineage: Eukaryota; Viridiplantae; Streptophyta; Magnoliopsida; Rosales; Cannabaceae. The transcript is spliced from 2 exons.
AUGGCUCAUAAUGGAGGAGUUCAGACACGAAAGAAUGCUAAUCGAUCCAAUUCGAAUGAAGAUUCCAAUCAAUUUUCUGUUCUUGAUGAUCAUUCCCAUUCUCACAAUGAUGAUCCUAGGAGCCCUUACUAUCUAUCCACUGGUGAUCAUCCUGGCGCUAAUCUGGUUCCAAAAAUUCUUACAGAUGAAGACGAUGACGACUUUGACAUGUGGAAUCGGUGUAAUAGCCUUGUCAUUUCUUGGAUGUUACAUGCUAUCACACCUGAUAUUGCUGACAGUAUUAUGUACAUGGAGUCUGCUUCUGCCAUUUGGGAUGAGCUCCAAGAACGAUUUCAUCAAAAGAAUGCUCCAAGAAUCUUUGAAGCAAAACGGUGUAUGCAAAUCCUUACUCAAGGAUCAAAUGAUGUUACAACAUACUAUACUCGCAAAAAGGCUUUAUGGGAUCAAAUUCAAGAAUAUAGACCUACACCUGUUUGUACUUGUGGGGAAAUGAAGACUCUUUUGGCUUAUCAAGAAGGAGAUCGGGUUCUUGAAUUUAUGGUGGGCUUGAUUGAAUCUUAUACUAAUGCCAGAUCUCAAAUUCUCUUACAAGAUCCAUUACCUAGCUUUAACAAGGCUUAA